AUGGUGGAUGCUGUAGUGACAUUUGUGUUGAAUAGGGUUGGGGACUAUCUCAUCAAAGAAGCAGCCUUGCUAAGUGGAGUGAGAGGUGAAGUGGAGUCACUCAAAAAAGAGUUAGAAUGGAUGAGCUGUUUCAUGAAGGAUGCUGAAGAUAAACAAGUUGACAGCCCUUUGAUAAGACAGUGGGUGUCUGACAUCCGGGAAAUUGCUUAUGAUUUUGAGGAUGUCUUAGAUGAAUCCAUGCUUCAUGUCGGUGAUAAAGAUGAAGAAGGGGAGUCUCCAGAAGGAAAGCACGGACUCUUUAGUGCCAUUAAGAAAUGGGUCGCUAAAUGUUCUCGCAAGGGGAGGGAGAAGGUAACUACGUACAAUAUUGGCAAGAAGAUUGAAUCUCUAAAAACGAGACUCAGUGAUGUUUCUCGUAGAUGUGAAUUUUAUGGCCUGAGAGACAUCAAUAUCAAGAGGGAUGAAGACAACCUUGCUCGAAGGCGUCAUGUGAUCUCUAUUUGGGGCACUGGUGGCUUGGGCAAAACAACCCUUGCUGGAAAACUUUACAAAAGUAGUGCAAUCAAAGGAAAUUUUGAUUGUUGUGCUUGGGUUUCUGUAUCUCAGCAUUUCAACAUCGAAGAUCUUCUUCAAAGAAUCAUAAAAUCUUUUGGGUUUUCAGCGGAGAAAUUGGAGAGAAUGAGUGAAGAAGAUUUGGAGAGGUAUGUUCAUGAAUCUUUGCAAGGGCGCAAAUAUUUGGUGGUAAUUGAUGAUGUAUGGCAGAAAGAAGCCUGGGCAAGCCUCAAAAGAGCCUUUCCAGACAAUGAGAACGGUAGCAGAUUAAUUAUUACUACUCGGAUCAGAGAUGUUGCAGAGCGUUCAGAUGAAAGAACUUGUGUACAUGAACUUCGUUUUUUAAAGCCAGAUGAGAGUUGGCAGUUAUUCUGCCAAAAGGCUUUUUCGAAUUUAAAUAUAGAUGAAGGACUGGAGAAGUUGGGAAGAGAGAUGGUAGAAAAAUGUCGUGGUCUACCACUUGCCAUUGUUAUAUUAGGUGGCUUACUUUCAACAAAGAAACCACAAGAAUGGAAUUUGUUAUGUUUUCUCUAUUUAAGACAUUUUCUAGAAGACCGUGUAAUCAUCACAGAUAAACUGAUUCGCCUGUGGGUGGCUGAGGGUUACAUACCGCACAAUAAAGAAAUAAUGGAAGAUGUGGCUCGCAGUUACUUGAAUGAGUUGAUUAACAGGAGCCUUAUUCAGAAAGAGAAAACGCGCCUGGGCAAGGUUGUCAAAUGUCGGAUUCAUGAUCUUUUGAGGGAAUUAAUGAUUCAAAAGGCAACAGAGCUCAACUUUAUUCAAACUUAUGACGAAAUGAAAAACUCAGCACCUCACUCUUCCAUGCUGUCAUGUCGGCGACAAGCUAUUUACUCUGGGAUGAAAGGGACCGCGUGGCUUCAACAGUGUAAUCCGCUCUUGCGUUGUCUUUUAUUCUUUGAUCUCAAUAAAGAACGCCCAACAAUGUCGCAAUUCGUAUCAACUUUGUGCAAAACAUUCAAGUUUCUAAGAGUGCUCGAGUUUGCGUAUUUCCGGCGAAGAUCAAGUUGGUCCUUACCCAAAGAUAUAGAUAAGUUGAUUCACUUGAAGUAUUUGAGUUUGAGGGAUACAGGGAUUUACCAUAUUCCGGAAUAG
Molecule: messenger RNA, 1665 nt
Organism: Mangifera indica (mango)
Lineage: Eukaryota; Viridiplantae; Streptophyta; Magnoliopsida; Sapindales; Anacardiaceae
Product: putative disease resistance RPP13-like protein 3
Exons: 3
Coding region: 1-1665 (554 amino acids)
Biological process (GO): defense response to other organism
Molecular function (GO): ADP binding
Source: RefSeq, a predicted model, not a curated record